CUUAGCUCUAAUGGGUUUGAAAAUAGUGGAGUGCAAGCGUGGAACCGAAGCCCACCAAGAAAAACUCAGACCAACGGCCAUAAAGAGAAGAAAAUAGGUCAAGCGAAGUCAAUCCAUGCUUCCCACCAUUGUCAGUUACUACUACUAAGCAAGCUUAGCUCUUCCUUUCAUUACUGUUACAGUACUACAAUGAUGAGUCCCAGUGGUCCUAGCAGCAGCAACGGCAAUCCCAUGGGCACUCCCAGCAAGAACAAGUACUAUAAUGUUGAAGGCACUACAACUACUGCUAGUAAUAGUGCUACCAGUAUGGAAUCUCCGUAUCACGUCCAUGGACAGCAGCAGACUAAUACUGUGUGGAAGACGCUGCGAUGGGUGUUAUUGGGAUUUGGUAUUGGAGCGUCUAGCAUGGCGUUGUUUCAAUCGAUCAAUAUGCCCACCAUUCGGGUAGAAUUUGAAUACGAUCAAGGACCACCCGCAUUGCAUCACUAUCAGCUGCAGCAGCAGCAGCACAAAGAGGCUUUCUUUUUCACUCCAAAUACUAAUAAUAAUAAUGACAAGAUUCAAAAGCACAAACAGCAACCACAGCACAAACCGCAACCAAAGCUACAACUACAAGAAGAAGAAGAAGAAGACAAGACUGAUAGAGAGGAAGAACAAAGCACAAAUGACAAGACUCCUGAGGAAGGUCAGGAAGGUCCAGCAGAGGAACCUAAUGACAAGGAAGAAAACGAAAACUUUAUCAAUGAAGGGGAAGACGCUGCCAUUGCCAAUGAUGACAUGGAAGUAGUCAAAACAGAAGAAGAAGAAAUAGCUCACAAGACGACAAAAAAACACAAAAAGACGGCAAAACACGACAAAUUGGGAACCAUGAAACUCAUCAAGGGAGAAAUGCAAGUCGAGGAGGAUGAUCCAGAUUUUAGCAAUCCAGGUCCUCCACCCGAGUUGGAGCCAGGAGAAGCAUUUGCUGCAUGUAUUCUUAUCAAAGAUGACAAUCAUUGGUUGAUUGAGUGGUUGGCCUAUCACUGGCACACUAUGCCACUACGAUAUCUGGUUGUGGCAGUCGACCCAGACUCCAAAACAUCCCCCGUGCCUAUUCUCAAACGAUGGAAGGAUCGAAAAUUAAUGGCAAUCAGUAUUUGGAAUGAUACCAUGUUCAUGCCAAAGAAAGUCAAGGCUAAUGCUACCAUGUUCCACAAUAAUACCGAUCUCAUGAUGCACAGAGUCAGACAAAACAACUUUUACUUCAAGUGCAUGAGAACAUUCAAACAACGCAAUAGGGAAUGGCUCAUGCUCAUUGACACGGAUGAGUACAUUGUCAACAACUAUGCUUCUGGUCUAUACUACAACAUUACCAAACAUAUACCGAUCACUAAACCAGGCAAUGUACUCACAUUCAUCAAACAACAUCAUAUGCUCACCGGAGAGAAUCAUACCUGCAGCUACAUGCCCCGAUACAUGUUUGGAAUCAAGGAGAGUGAAAAUUCACUGGUACAGAAACACAUGCCCAAAGGAUUCGAUGGCAUGGAUUUCAUGACACAACGAUUCCAGUUUCGUAAUCCAAAACGAAUGCACAAUGGAAAAAAUCUCAUCAAUAUCAAGAAAUUACCACAAAUCAAAACAUACACCAGUGUGCAUCACGUGUCCAGCUACUGUCCCGAUCCAGACAAGAUGAGAUCCGUCAAUCAUGUCAAAAAGGCAUUGCUCCGAGUCCAUCAUUAUCUGGGAACCGAAGAACAGUACUUUUUCCGAACCGAUCCUCGAACGGUCAAGGAAACCAACGAUACCAAUGCAGUGCAACCACCCAAGGCAAAGAAAAAGGCAGAUGGCUCGGUGGCAGUAGCCUACUUUACUCGUGGUAUUGGACGGUACAAGAUGCUGAAUAGGGGUGCCAUCUAUCCCGAUCAAGGAGCUCGAGCAUGGAUCAAGGGAUUCAUACAAGAUGUUGGAUUGGAUUUGGCCAAGGAGUUGUUGGCUGGUGUGGGAAAAGUGGGGUACGAAUGAGGAAGGAAUGAAAGAAUGAGAUAUAGCAACAAUACGAUUCGAAUUGGCCCAACGAGAGCAGCUCGUAUGAUACGAUGCUUUUCGCCCUUGCUGGCCUGCGACUGUAAUCCAAGUUCUUCAAUAGCUGCUACGGUAUGAGCAUAAUCAAGUGAUGCAGCAGUGAUAGAAAGCAACAAUACGAUUCGAAUUUGCCAAACGAACGCAGCUCGGAUGAUACGAUGCUUUUUUGCCCUUGCUCCAUGUCAGUGUAGACCAAGUUCUUCUAUAGCUGCUAUGAGCAUAAUUGGGCUUUGGAUCAUCCAGAAGUGAUAAACGCACUUUGUAGUACGGUACGGUACGGUACGGCACGGCACGACAGGUCGAGAUGUCGCAAGGACACCAGCUGUUGGUCAAUGAGUCGAGUCUGAUUGUGAGGGAUGGGAUAAAGUGGAAGUUGGAUGAUACGUCGUGUUAACGUGCAACAUCUCAGCCUGGAGUGUCAAGAAAGCUACCAAUACCUGGCUAUGGUCUCCGCUCGACUUUCCUCGAGGUCUCAAUGCGUUUGUUGCGGGCCUUGACUCGGUCCACUCAUCUUUAAAGAGCACGAAAGCUUUUUUGUUUUGUUAAGAGCCCUACCGGGACCUGUAGCUAGCUAGCUUGUUUGGUUUUGGAGCCAACUCUGCCCAAGA
Molecule: messenger RNA, 2669 nt
Organism: Seminavis robusta
Lineage: Eukaryota; Bacillariophyta; Bacillariophyceae; Naviculales; Naviculaceae
Source: the annotation of a GenBank genome assembly